Messenger RNA from Pipistrellus kuhlii (Kuhl's pipistrelle), 3149 nucleotides. RefSeq names its product transcription elongation factor A N-terminal and central domain containing 2 (gene TCEANC2). Bases 257 to 883 code for a protein of 208 amino acids. The transcript has 5 exons. NCBI's taxonomy places the organism in Eukaryota, Metazoa, Chordata, Mammalia, Chiroptera, Vespertilionidae. The record is from RefSeq and is a predicted model, not a curated record. Gene Ontology annotation, cellular component: nucleus. Gene Ontology annotation, biological process: DNA-templated transcription.
UCUCGGAGAACUACAGUACCCUUCGCAGUGCAUUCUGGGGAAUGUGGUGUGCUGUGUCGCUGAGGCUCCCUGCGGGCGGACGUCGCUUCCGAGAAACUACCAGCCUGGAAAGUAGCAUCCGGUUAGUUUCAUCAGGAUGAGACUGGGAAAGAGACUGUUUUAAUGGACUCUUUGCAACCUUAGUUCUCUGGAGGGGCCUCGCUGCUGCCAGGCUGCUUUUCCUGAACACACUGCAAGCACACGAAGGCCCCUAGAAAUGGAUAAAUUCGUCAUUCGAACGCCUAGACUCCAGAGUAGUCCUCAGAAGAGAGAUCCUGGAGGAAAGAUUUACAAGCAGGCCACAAUUGAAUCUCUGAAGAGAGUUGUGGUUGUAGAAGACAUAAAAAGAUGGAAAACUAUGUUGGAGCUUCCUAAUCAAACCAAAGAGAAUCUAGUUGAAACAUUACAAGAAUUAAAGAAGAAAAUACCCUCCAAGGAAGUGUUAAAAUCAACAAGGAUAGGUCACACAGUGAAUAAGAUGUGUCAACACUCAGAUUCAGAAGUGGCUUGUCUUGCCAAAGAAGUUUACACUGAGUGGAGAACUUUCAUUGAGAAACAUGCAAAUAGACCUUCUAUUGAAGUUCGAAGUGAUUCCAAAACCGAGGCGCUUAGGAAAAACGCCCAGAAAUUACUCUCAGAAGCGCUGGAAUUAGAGAUGGAUCACCUACUGGUUGAAAAUAUUGAGCGGGAAACGUUUCAUCUCUGCUCCCGCCUCAUUAAUGGGCCCUACCGGCGGACGGUGAGAGCCCUGGUCUUCACAUUAAAGCACCGAGCUGAAAUCCGGGCUCAGGUGAAGAGCGGCUCGCUGCCCGUCGGCGUGUUUGUGCAGACCCACAGAAAAUGACCCGAGGACGGCUCCAGCCCGGGCUGGGCAGAACAGAAAACGUGCCCCUCUCUGCUAUUCAAAGACCCUUUUGAGUUUGGGUGAUGGCUGAUGCUGGCUGCGCUAAAUUUUCCCAUGGUGCCAUUCCUUCAGACAGAGGAUGCAGAGCGCCCUGGGAGACAGGCCUGCAGGAAACGCUUCAUUAGCUGCCGUGCGCCGGUGCUGCCUAACGGGACGCGCACAGGCUGUCACUAGGAAGCGCUGUACGGUUGCCAUCACCCAACCCAGCAAAGGGUGGUGGAUUUCACUGUGAGUAUGCCAGGGACACCUCUAAACUUCCCCCAUGUCAGGCAGAUGAAGUCGCUACUUUAUUUCGCCACCCUGCAGGUAACUGAAACUCAAUUACUGCUGCCGCUCACACGGUUCCAUCCCCCUGAGUUUAGAUGGCUCUGGUGCCUCUCAGAACUCCCCUGUCUGUUCUCUUUGCUCUACCCCAGGGGUGAGCCUGCCGGAGCCAGCCCACUGCCCCUUCUUUCCAGAGCUCACUUAUCUGAAUGUUUCAGCUCUCCCUGGAAGACCUUCUGUGUUGGUCUUCGGAGCCCCCAUGCUGAGUCUCCUAAUGAAGAGCUGGCCUGGAGCAUCCCCACACUCAGGCUAUUUGAAUAUGUGACACUCUCAUUUUAAGGUUCUGUAGAAGAUACAUAAUGAAAUUCCUCUUGAAAUGAAUUACUGUAGUGAAAAAAAUCCAUCCCUAUAUAUUUUAAAAUAAAAUACCUUUAUAUAGACCUCUUGAAACAAUUAUGUAAAUGAUAUUUGCUUUUUUAUAAAUAAUAAUAAACUGGGACUUUCCCCCCCACUAAAACAAAAGAUAUGGCUUGUUCAUUGAAAAGUGUUUUGGGUUGAGAAAAAGUAUAGUUGAUGAAAAUGAAAAAUAAUUGCAAAGAAUUUAAAGAAAUAGUAAGACUCGAGAAAGGGUUUUUGAGGUUAGGGGAGACUGGAGCAUGUUUGUAAUCUAAAAAGAAGGAGCUAAUAAAAAAAAGGAGAGAUUUAAAAUACAAAAAAAGAGGGGAUGGGUUAAAAAGCAAGGACAGAAAGGAAGGGAUUAAUGUGGCCUGUUUAAUCCUCUCAUCUGUUGUGUUAGUAGAUAUUGUUUCAAUUUUUUUAUAUUUCUUCAUUUAUUCAGCAAUCAUUUAUUGAGCACCCAUUCCACGGAGUACUGUGGAUACCUAGCAGGAACUGAGAUGAGACCCUGAGGCUCACCAGGCAGAGGUAUCUUGUUCCAUUUCCCACUGCUAGGAAGUACUGAAGCUGGAAUCAUAAUUAAGCACCCACCAGGCACUCAGCACUGUGAUAGACAUUUUAAUAAUAAUAUGCAAUUAAAGAUCAGAAAAGUGAGUCCCAGAAUGGCUUAGUAACUUACUCAGGAUCACACAGAUAGUGAAAGGCAGAGCUAAGGUUCAAAACCCUGGUCUGUUUGAUUGGCUCCAGUCUCCCAGGUUCAUUCAUUCACUCUCUUAUGGUUACAUGCAGAUGACACUCCAAUUUGUAUCUUCAGACAGUACAUAGUCCCUCAGUUUCAGAUACAUCAUCCAAGAUGCCUCGUGGGCUUCUCAGCUGUAACAUGUCUUUUCUCACUUGGCAGUCCUGGUAGCCCAGGCAUUCUUGCCAGAAGCCAGAGUCCUUACUCAACCAGGGCCUAAUGGUUUUACUCAUCACAUAUAUUUAUUGUAGAAUCUCUUGCCUCCUCUCCAUCUCUAGUACCACUUUAGGGCUUCAUCCUCUGUUGCCCACAUGGCUACAUGGCUUCCUAGCUGGUCCCUUUGCACCCAGUUCUAACCUCUUCAAAUUUAUCACCCUGUCCUAGAAACAAAGUGACAUAUCAGAACUGGAAAUCUCAUCAUGUCACUCCCGUCAAAGCAUUCACAUGCUAUUUUCUUCUCUAAUAUGCUACUCUCUACCUAGUUCCCUAUGCUUCCCCUACCACAAUAUCCUAUGUAUUGUUCUAUACAUAUCCACAUGUUCUGUGGUUGUGCUUUUGAUUCUAUCUCCCCACUAAAGGUAAUGCGAGCUCAUGGACACAACAAUAUAGUGGUUACCGAAGGUGGAGGGAGGGUUGGGGGGAAGAAAAAGAAGAUAAAGGGGUCAAAUGCAUGGUGAUGGGAGCAGACUAGAUGUUGGCUGGUAAGCACACAAUGCAGUAUACAGAUGACAUAUUAAAGAAUUGUACACCUGCAACUUAUAGAAUGUUAGUAACCAGUGUUAUCACAAUAAAUUUCAUUGAAUUUAA